CUGAUGAAUUUCCUGUUCUAUGCGUCGCAGGACAUGACAAUAUACAGUCUUUGGCGUGAUAUAGAUGACUACUACAGUGAUGCUAUAGCCAACAACAACUUGUGCGAUGAUAGGAAACGCUGAUCUCUGGCUGGUCCGUACAUACUGGGACUUUGAGUACCCCCGACCUUUCCUCCCAAACUUCAAAUUUGUUGGAGGAAUCCACCUCAAGACCGCCAAGCUCUUACCAGAGAUUCUGUGGAGGCACAGUGAGGAGACGCCUGAGACUCUGGCUCCCAACACCAGAGUGUACAACUGGAUCCCACAGAACGACCUGCUGGGCCACCCAAAAACUAGAGCCUUGAUCACCCAUGGUGGAACCAAUGGAAUCUAUGAGGAUAUUUACAAUGGGGUUCCCAUGGUGGGUAUUCCUAUGUUUGCUGACCAGCCAGACAAUAUGAUCCAUAUGAAGGCCAAGGGAGCUGCUGUCAUCAUGGACUUCAACUCCAUGCAAACCUGGGACCUUGUGGAUGGACUCAAUGCUGUGAUCAAUAACCCAUCGUAUAGGGAGAACGCCAUGAGGCUGUGCAGAAUCCAUUAUGACAGACCGCUCGCAUUGUUCUGGCUAGAGUUCACUAUAGAAAGAGGGGACAGGCUCCUGAGGUUCCAGGCCCACCAGCUCACCUGGUACCAGUACCACAGCCUGGAUGUGCUGGCUCUGCUUCUGGCUGUCCUGCUGCUCCUAACCCUCCUCUUCAUCAAAACAGGCUUCUUCUGCAUCAGGAGUUGCUGUUAUGGAACCAAGUUUAAAAGCAAGGGAGAGUGACAGCUUCAGCCAUAUAAAUACAAUGAAUAGAAUGGACAUCUCUAUUCACGUCAUUUAUGGCAUAAUGGGUGGACUGGAAGCCUUUGAGUGUACACGUAAGAGCAGGAAAUAAAAGCAGUAAGUAAAAACAUCAACAUGUGUUGUGAUUUGUUAAAUCAACUCAACUGACGUUACAAAAAAUACAUUCCAUUGCAUGAGCCACAUCAGUUAGCACAAAUGGGUUCCAAGAUGGCGUAGCAGUAGUUGUCCUGUCGUAUCGUCUCUCUGUAAAUAUCGUCUCUUUUUCGUUUUAGAUAUUUUUUAGAUAUUUUUUUUUUCUUCGCAUAUCCUUAAAAACAUUUUGCUAAACCUAAGCUUCCAAAUACUCCUCUGCAACCCGCCAAUGUAGCUACUUUCCUAACGUAGUUAUAUUUACUUCGGAACCGGACCCUCUCAACUGAAGCUAGCCAGCGAACUACCAGCUAUACCAGCUAACCUUUAGCUCGGAAAGCUCUCGCCAGUUCGAACAACGCGACGCUAACCAGAGCAUAACGGACCCUUUACCCCCGGAUUCCCACCACAAACGGAACAUUCUUCAGCUGGAUCCUCGCAACUAGCUAUCGAGCUAAACAGCAAACCUGGUUGAUUACUCCUGGCUAGCGUUUCCACCCACGUAGCUUGAAGCUAGCCCGGCCAGAGCUCCUAGCAUACUCCUGGGCUACAAUACCUUGACUACGACCGGUCUAUCGAUAUCACCACAUGAAGAGGAAUAAACAGACUCACCCCAUCGCGACGUCCUCCAAAGGCUAACUCUCUAGCCCUCGCUAUCUCCUUGCUUGCUAGUUCGGCACGCUAACUGCUAGCUUGUUUAGCCCAGGUCCGCUAACUACUACCUUGUUUACCCCGGCCUGCUAAUCUGUUAGCUUGUUAGCACAGGCCUGCUAACCGUCCCGCCGCGUCCCAAAAACGCAGUGGCCCAUAUGUACUAUAAACAAAAAAAAUUGUUUAUACCUUCCGGAAACUUGCCUCACCCAAUGUGAUACGGAAUCGCUAUUAUCUUUAUUUUUAGAACACACUCAAGAACCUCCAGAAGCUAACCAGCUAGCUAGCUACAAGCUAUUUAGUCAUUGUUAGUUUUCUUAACCUGGAUAACACUCGCCAGCCUAGCCCCCCUGCCCCAUCCACCGCUGCCCCCUGGACUCUGAUCACUUGGCUACAUAGCUGAUGCACGCUGGACUGUCCAUUAAUCACGGUACUCCUUUCUGCUUGUUUGUUUUAUCUGUCGGCCGAGUUGCCUAGUCAAUGCCAUCUCACCUGCUGUUGUUAUGCUAGCUGAUUAGCUGUUGUCUCACCCACUGUUUUAGCUAGCUUUCCCAAUUCAACACCUGUGUUCACUGUAUGCAUCGCUGUAUGUCUCUCUCAAAUGUCAAUAUGCCUUGUAUACUAUUGCUCAGGUUAGUUAUCAUUGUUUUAGUUCACAAUGGAGCCCCUAGUCCUAUUCCUCACACCCCUGAUACCUCCUUUGUCCCACCUCCCACAUAUGCGGUGA
This is a messenger RNA of Oncorhynchus nerka (sockeye salmon), 2333 nucleotides long. RefSeq names its product UDP-glucuronosyltransferase 2A1-like. Lineage: Eukaryota; Metazoa; Chordata; Actinopteri; Salmoniformes; Salmonidae. The record is from RefSeq and is a predicted model, not a curated record. Gene Ontology annotation, molecular function: glucuronosyltransferase activity.